AUGGCUUUUUCUCACUCUUCCAGCUUAAAGACGCAUAUGCGAGCCCAUGCAGGAGUUUCUCAAGCUGAAGAAUCGAAUUUGGAAGUACCUACUGGAGAAAAUCUCUAUUCCUGCGAGUUCUGUUCAAAAACAUUUCGGUUUGAGAAAUAUUUGAAGAAUCAUAUGAGAAUUCAUACUGGGGAAGAACCAUAUGUGUGCAAACAUUGCUCUAAGACAUUCUCUUUUCGUACAAACCUGACAGUACAUAUGAGAGUUCAUACUGGUGAAAAACCCUAUGCAUGUGAAUACUGUUCGAAGACCUUUGCUCGAGCCGAAACAUUGAAGGCACAUUUAAGAGUCCAUACUGGAGAAAAACCCUACUCCUUAAAGACACAUAUGCGAGUCCAUGCAGGAGUUUCUCAAGCUGAAGAAUCGAAUUCAAAAGCAUAUACUGGAGAAAAUCUCUAUUCCUGCGAGUUCUGUUCAAAAACAUUUCCUUUUGAGAAAUAUUUAAAGAAUCAUAUGAGAAUUCAUACUGGCGAAAAACCAUAUGCGUGCAAACAUUGCUCUAAGACAUUCUCUUUUCGUACAAACCUGACAGCACAUAUGAGAGUUCAUACUGGUGAAAAACCCUUUGCAUGUGAAUACUGUUCGAAGACAUUUGCUCAAGCUGAAACAUUGAAGGCACAUUUAAGAGUCCAUACUGGAGAAAAACCGUUCUCCAAUAAUUUGGGCUGCAUGAGAUUUUUCAUUGUCAAGCAUGAUGUUGGUUGUGUAACUCUGCAUUGA
Molecule: messenger RNA, 768 nt
Organism: Uloborus diversus
Lineage: Eukaryota; Metazoa; Arthropoda; Arachnida; Araneae; Uloboridae
Product: zinc finger protein 658B-like
Exons: 3
Coding region: 1-768 (255 amino acids)
Biological process (GO): regulation of transcription by RNA polymerase II
Cellular component (GO): nucleus
Molecular function (GO): DNA-binding transcription activator activity, RNA polymerase II-specific; RNA polymerase II cis-regulatory region sequence-specific DNA binding
Source: RefSeq, a predicted model, not a curated record